AUGGAUUCAAGCGUAUCAGCGGACCGAGCUCAGAUGUACGGCGGUGGCUCAGGAUACAACGCCGAUAUGGCAAGCAGUCAGAGCAGCUUGGGAAGCUCUUCGAGACAAGAUGGGAGUGAAGAUAUGAGGGAGAACCCGAGUUUGACGCCGCGGAGUAACGGGCCCUUAUCGGCGGGUCCGUCUCCCUCUUCCAACCAAAACAGGAACCCUGCCUCGGCGGUCGGUACGCCGACCGCGUCCUCGUCCUCGGCUCAUCUUUCCGGCCUCAUGUGCAAUGUCCAUCGGACAACCGGUAGAGAGCCUCACCCGCUGGUUGGCGCCACGACCACCAUACUAGGGGACAAGCUCUAUGUCUUUGGUGGGAGAAUACUGUCACGGAGUCGUCCGGCUCCGCUGACGUCCGAUCUCUACGAGCUAGAUCUUAUUCGCAGACAUUGGUCGAAGCUGGAAACCACAGGCGACAUUCCACCCCCUCGAUACUUCCACUCCAUGUGCGCGCUAGGAGACACCAAGAUGGUAUGCUACGGAGGCAUGUCCCCAACGCCGAACCAGUCCGCCGCCGGCCCGGAUCAACAGCCCGAAGUUACGGUCAUGUCGGACAUUUACGUAUACGACGUUCCAUCCCGCAAAUGGACCUAUAUCUCAACGCAGGAUCCGCCCCAAGGCCGCUACGCGCAUUGCGCCUGUAUCCUGCCUUCCUCGGCCGCCUUUACAUCACACAAGGCACCGUUGUCGGCUCUACAGCACAACCCAUCAUCCGGAAACCCGAACGAAGGAAGGAUAGGAAUCAAUAUUGACGGUACGGGUGGUGCUGAAAUGGUCGUCGUCGGCGGCCAAGACGGCGCCAACCACUACAUCGAGCAAAUCAGCGUCUUCAAUCUCCGCAGCCUCAAAUGGACGGCGAUCGAACCUCUCGAUAAAAGUUGCGGCGCAUACAGAAGCGUGGUGGCGCCUUUACCUCCCUCCGUAUCAGCGCGGAUUGGCAAGUCUAGUGUCAACGGCUUCCAGAGAGAGGGUGGGAUCAGUCAGGAAGCCCGGGAACCCGGGUCCUCUAUGCUCAUUUACUCCAACUACAAUUUCCUGGAUGUCAAGCUCGAGUUACAAGUCAGAUCAUCGGACGGCACCCUUACGGAGAAACCCAUGUCGGGGUCUUACUCGCCCCCAGGUUUGCGAUUCCCUAACGGCGGCGUCAUCGACACGUAUUUUGUGGUGAGCGGCACGUAUCUCACUUCUUCGAAGCAAGAGUAUGCGCUAUGGGCUUUGGAUCUGAAGACCUUGACUUGGUCGCGAAUCGACGCUGGAGGCGCUGUUUUCAGUCAGGGCAGUUGGAACCGCGGUGUACUUUGGAACCGCAGGAACACGUUUGUUAUUCUCGGCAACAGAAAACGCAGUCUCGUCGAUGACUAUAAUCAUCGACGUAUCAACUUUUCCAAUGUUUGCAUGGUUGAGUUGGAAGCAUUUGGAUUCUACGACAACCCGAGAAAGACGACCCCAAUGUCUGGGUUCGUAUCGGCCAGUAGCCCGUAUACUGGACCUGGCCUGAGCCUGGCUAGAAAGGCCGGAACCACGGCAGGAGGACGUUCUCACUCGAGGGCCGCCGAGGAGUUGGGGGAGAAGGCGCUGGCCAUGCGGGAGUUAUCCGACAUGGAUAUUCUUUGCUUACACGGAGAGAGGAUUCCCAUCAACUCGAGGAUGGUGGCACGCCGAUGGGGACCUUAUUUUGUGCAGUUGCUGCGCGAGGGAACAGCGACUCAGGACGGCAGCGAUGCUAUGACGUUGCGUUCCAGUUCUGGGGUCAACAAUCCCAUAAGAAAUUCCGCUUUAACCAUCACGCCAGCCCGUAAUACGGUCGAGAGCUCGGGGUCCAUGACAAGCACCGUCUUGUCGUCGGGAUCGUCUUCCAAAACCCCGAGUACGGCUCCAAGCAGCGCUUCAGCGGCCUCCUUCUCUCUCCCGGGCUCCAGUAGCACCGUUGACGCAAGCACCGUCAACUCGGCUCCGACGCCAAGGUCUCUGCCUCCCAACUCGCGGCCUCGUUGCCUGUACCUCCCGCACACCUAUCUCACUGUACAGGCCCUCCUUCACUUUCUCUACACGUCCUCACUGCCGCCCCCGUCUUCGCCUCUAUGCACACCCCCUAUUUUGUGCUCGCUUCUUCAAAUUGCUCGGCCAUACCGGAUCGAUGGUCUUCUCGAGGCGGUAGUGGAGCGCCUGCACGCCCUGUUGGACUCGAGAAACGCAGCUGCCGUAUUCAAUGCAACCGCAAUGGCUGCCGGCGGCGGCCGUGGUAUAGACGGUUCCCUGAACCCCAACUUUUUCGUGCCCCUGGAUGCCAUGGGCUCGCCCAUGUUUCCCCCCGAAGGGUCUCAGAAUGGCGGCAGCAGUACAGACCUGCAGGGUCUCUCAUCUCGCAAAGCUGCGUUGCGCAUCAAUACCGCCAUGUCUUCGGGCCGGCCUUCCAGCGAUGAGUUAAGCGCUACAACGAGCGUCAGCGGAUCCGAAUGGAGUUCAGAAAUCGGCGACUCGGAGCGGGGGGGUAUGCGCGAAGUCUGGGGCGGCGAGCUUAGCUCCGUCAUUGGCCUGCAGAAGAGAGGCUUGCGGGGUCUUAUGGAGGGCAGAAGAAUGCGUGAGCGCACCGGGACGAACUCCGGCGCCAGCAUGAGCGGAGGAGGUGUGGGGACCUACGGUGGUGGACAGGGCCGAGUAGGACUAGGCAUCGCCGGCUCAUGA
Messenger RNA from Colletotrichum spaethianum, 2730 nucleotides. RefSeq names its product protein ral2. Bases 1 to 2730 code for a protein of 909 amino acids. The transcript has a single exon. Gene Ontology annotation, cellular component: cytosol; mitochondrion. The record is from RefSeq and is a predicted model, not a curated record. Gene Ontology annotation, biological process: cell redox homeostasis. Gene Ontology annotation, molecular function: protein binding. NCBI's taxonomy places the organism in Eukaryota, Fungi, Ascomycota, Sordariomycetes, Glomerellales, Glomerellaceae.